Messenger RNA from Quercus lobata, 911 nucleotides. RefSeq names its product calcium-binding protein KRP1-like. Gene Ontology annotation, molecular function: calcium ion binding. The transcript has a single exon. The record is from RefSeq and is a predicted model, not a curated record. The coding region runs from base 269 to 610 and encodes 113 amino acids. Lineage: Eukaryota; Viridiplantae; Streptophyta; Magnoliopsida; Fagales; Fagaceae.
AUAACCUCUUUUCACGAAACAAAAACUCAGUCUUAUCUGUACCUUUGUUGUCAUCCUCAGCGACCUCUUUCCUCCAACACUUCCUUUCAAUUUCCUUUUUAAUUCUUUUUAGAUCUUCUUCUUGAAUUCUUUCAUUGAUCCCCUAUGUAUAUAUAUUGACCCCCAACCUAGUAACCUUUCCAUACAAACCAAGCUUCAAGCAAUCAAAAACGUAUUGUACACAAAAGGGUCUUUGAUUUUUUUUACGUGUAUACUAGCUUGAUCAUCAAUGGGGUCACGAAAUGGGGUUGUGUUUGAAGAUUUCUUUCCAGCCAUGGUGGAGAAAUUGGGAGCUGAAGGGUUUAUGAAGGAGCUAGACAAUGGGUUUCGGUUGUUGAUGGAUGAAGAGAAGGGUGUGAUCACAUUUCAGAGCUUGAAGAGGAACUCAGCUUUGUUGGGAUUGCAAGGCAUGAGUGAUGAGGAGCUAAUGUGUAUGCUUAGAGAAGGAGAUUUGGAUGGGGACGGGGCUUUGAAUGAGAUGGAAUUUUGUACUCUCAUGUUUAGGUUGAGCCCUGGAUUGAUGGAAAGCUCAAGCGAAUUAUUGGAGGAAGCCAUUGUUAGUGAAUUUUAAAUAUUUUAUUCGUUUCCUUUGAAGAAUUGCACCAAGAAUUUAAUUAGUUAUUGUUGAUUUGUUGUACUUGUUCUAGGGCAUCUUGUCUUUUCUUAUUGUUGUCCUGGUCGGGUUGGGUUGUUUUGUAUUGAGGAAGCUAUUGUUAGUGAAAUGUAGAAUCUCUAGCUUUGAAACCCACCCCUCUUCUUCUUUCCUCAAAAAAAGAACAAAAAAUGUGGUCUCCAUGUGUGUUCUUCUAAUGAAUAUCUUUCUCUUUUUGAUGGCCAUUCUGUCAAUUCAAUAAAAUUAUUUUUCUCUCCAA